AGUAAAAUUAAAUUAGCAUGUAAUAGACAGAGACGCAGUGUGGUGUGGAUUUAAAAGAGGAUCCAGGGAAAAUGACACUGUAACCCAAGCUGGGUCACGGGGAUUUAAUUCGGAUUCUUCUCCCUAAAAGUGAAUGAAUGUGCUGAUUACAGAGAAGAGCUCUGGGGUUACUGGAGUCGCACGCAUUGUCAAUACUUAGAAAGAAAUAAUGGACUUCAGCUCGCACGGAGCUCCGGGCGGCGGGCCGGGCGGGCGUCCACUAGGGCGCGCUGCGAGACCGGGAAUCCCCGCCCGCCCGCACCGCGCGCGCACCGGCCCGCGCCCGCUCCAAAUCGUAUUUACAAUUAUUCUUCUUUUCUUUUCCCCCCUCUCCUGUGACAUUUUCUCCAAAUAGGAAAAUGAAGUAUAAGUCGAGCCCUGCCGCGGACGGCCCUCGGUCUUCGCUUUCCGACUCCGGGUCCGGGAAUGGGAUGCGCAGCCCCCGGCGGUGCUCACCCCGGGAGACCGGGUGGGGCCCGUGCCCAGCGCCGCGGGCCCGGGGAUGCCGGAGAGCGCGCGAGGCCCACGCCGGGCUCCGCCCGGGUCGCGGGUGGCGCUCCGAACGCCGCGGGUCGCCGGCCUCGCCGCGGGUUCAAGUGCAUCCCCGAGGCUGAGCCCGCGGCUGCGCGAGCGAGCUCUCCCCUGCGCGGCCCCCUCCGAAGUUCAGUGCGCUCGGCUGCGGCCGGGACCCCUCUCCCAGCGGCACGGCGCGCGCCGCCUGGGCGGACAACGGCCUGCGCUCCCCCGGCCCGCCCCGGGCCCACGGCCGCGGGGCUCCCUUGGGCCCAGCGUGGAGGCUCCGCCUGGGAAGAAGUCCGACUUCCUCUCCGCGCCGCGCCGAGUGGAACCCGGCAUCGGCAGGAAAUCGCUCGAUCGCUCAGCCUGCGCUCUCGCAGUCAGCCCUCGCUUUGCUGAAGAGAAUCAGCUCCCACCAAAGUCUUGCCUCCCCCUCCCCCCGAAAGCCCCGCGCAGGUUUAUGAAGUUCCGAAGGUUUAUGAAGUUCCAACCUGUAGUAUUUUCUUCUAUGUUCACAUUUCAAGAUUUCAUCUGUCCUUCAGAAAAAUAUUUUCAUAAUUAUGAAAACAAAACCAUGACUAGUAUUUUUAACUCUCUUCAGGUAGAUAUAUGAUUGCUGUAAUUUUUAAAAAAUUUAAACUAGAUUAGUACAACCCUACUCAAGGAGUAUAGUGGAGGGAAGAGAAUUUCCAAAUCUAUAAAAUGCAGUCUAUAUGAAAUUGUAAUAUCUAAUGUUUUUGUAAAGAAACUUGGGAAUUAGUACAUUUUAAAUGAAUAUGAAAACAUGUCUUAAAGGGGUUCUGUCAAUACCCACUUCCAAAUGAAAAAAAUCAGAGACUGUUUUCCAUUUUAUAGAAAUACUAUAAUCAGAUAUAAGAAAAUUAUUAGUAUAAUAACAGUUCUGUCAUAUGAUGGAUUCUUUUGAAUGUAUUAUGAAGAGAAAAGAAUAUUCUCCGCCCUUUAUGUGUUUGAGGUACUUGAAGUGGCAAGAAGUUUGUAAAAACUUUACUACUGAAAUCUGUAGGACCAUUAAAAUGUACAAUUAUAGUUAGAGUCACUUAGUUAUG
Molecule: messenger RNA, 1622 nt
Organism: Manis javanica (Malayan pangolin)
Lineage: Eukaryota; Metazoa; Chordata; Mammalia; Pholidota; Manidae
Source: RefSeq, a predicted model, not a curated record